Molecule: messenger RNA, 2373 nt
Organism: Synchiropus splendidus (mandarinfish)
Lineage: Eukaryota; Metazoa; Chordata; Actinopteri; Syngnathiformes; Callionymidae
Gene: gnai3
Product: guanine nucleotide binding protein (G protein), alpha inhibiting activity polypeptide 3
Exons: 8
Coding region: 391-1455 (354 amino acids)
Biological process (GO): adenylate cyclase-modulating G protein-coupled receptor signaling pathway
Cellular component (GO): heterotrimeric G-protein complex
Molecular function (GO): GTP binding; G protein-coupled receptor binding; G-protein beta/gamma-subunit complex binding
Source: RefSeq, a predicted model, not a curated record
UAGCAACUUUAACAUCUGGCUUCAGUUACCACAACACCGCAGCUAGUUUCAGUUUUUCUCUAAUGUGCAAUAGUUUCAGCAAUUCAGUGUAAAUAGUUCGAAGCUAAUAAAUGCCUUUAUAAUUCGCUUCGUUUCAUAAAACGGAUAGUUUCGAUAAAAGUGGGACAUAAACGUUCAUUUCGACGGAAGUGCAGCGGGUACAAAAAGGAUUUUAAAGCAGCAAGGGUGUCAGGAGUGUCAGUGAACAUCGGACGGGUUCGGUUGGACGCUCGAGCCUCCGGUGCCAACGCCUUUCUAUCCGACAGCGAAACUUCACACUGACACACCGAGAGUCUUCAUGAGCGGCUGAAACAUCUUUCUGAACCCGUCGAAGAGCCGGAAAAAAGCAGGAUGGGCUGCACGAUCAGCGCCGAGGAUAAAGCUGCCGUGGAGAGAAGUAAAAUGAUCGAUAAAAACCUGCGGGAGGACCGAGAGAAGUCCUCCAGGGAGGUCAAACUGCUUCUGCUGGGAGCAGGCGAGUCUGGCAAAAGCACCAUUGUGAAGCAGAUGAAAAUCAUCCACGAAGCUGGAUACACAGAUGAAGAAUGCAACCAGUACAAGGUGGUGGUAUACAGCAACACCAUCCAGUCCAUCAUGGCCAUCAUCAGGGCGAUGGGCCGGUUAAAGAUAGAUUUUGGGGACCCUGCACGGGCGGACGAUGCCCGUCAGCUGUUUGCUCUCGCCAGCUCAGCAGAGGAAGGAGUCAUGUCACCGGAGCUCACCGGCGUGAUUCAGAGGCUAUGGAAAGACGAGGGGGUCCAGUCCUGCUUCGAUCGAUCACGAGAGUAUCAGCUCAACGACUCUGCUGCAUACUAUCUGAACGACUUGGACAGAAUCUGUCAGCCGGAUUACGUGCCAACUCAGCAGGACGUGCUGCGUACUCGGGUGAAGACCACUGGCAUUGUGGAAACCCAUUUCACAUUCAAAGACCUUUAUUUCAAGAUGUUCGAUGUCGGAGGUCAGCGCUCCGAGAGGAAGAAGUGGAUUCACUGUUUCGAGGGAGUCACUGCAAUCAUCUUCUGCGUGGCUCUCAGCGACUACGAUCUGGUCCUGGCUGAAGACGAGGAAAUGAACCGCAUGCAUGAAAGUAUGAAGCUGUUCGACUCCAUCUGCAACAACAAGUGGUUCACUCUCACCUCCAUCAUCCUCUUCCUCAACAAGAAAGACCUUUUUAAAGACAAGAUCGGGAAGAGUUCGCUCACCAUCUGUUACCCUGAAUACGCCGGUGGGGACUCGUACGAGGAGACGUCAGCCUUUAUUCAGAAGCAGUUUGAGGACUUGAACAAAAAAAAGAACGCAAAGGAGAUCUACACUCACUUCACGUGUGCCACUGACACCAAGAAUGUGCAGUUUGUGUUCGACGCCGUCACUGACGUCAUUAUCAAGAUGAACCUGAUGGAGAUCGGACUCUACUGAAGCUUCCAGGUAUUCAACUGCUGAUCAUGAAAACGGUCACAUUUUAACAGCACAACCUGUGUUUCUUCAUGUGUUGUGUAACCAUCCUCUGUGGGGAGGAUAACUGAGGCUUUACAACUCCUAUGUUAAUCAUUUAGAGGAGAGAGAUAGUUAUCACUUUAGGUGACACUCUAGAAUGCUACACAUGCAGCGUCUCCAAAUAUGUUCUGGGUUUUUCUACAUGGCUGGACUUGUGCUUGUGCAGGAAUCAGGACUUGUUGCUGAUCAUUCUCUUCUGCUGGAUGAGUAUAUGAGAACCGAGCAGAACCUGCGUGCAGGACCGAUAAAAUCCAGAACCCGGGGGCCUCCAUAUGGAUGUUAUCGUGCUGCACAUGUGGGAGGAAGUGGUCGCUGUGAGUCCAAAUAUCAUUAGGAACAUUUUAUCCUUGAGGGGCCCAGAGGUAAAAACAGUGAUGAAUAGUUUUCUGUCAAACAUUUAUGUAAAUGAACUUCACCCACUUGUGCUCCAUCUAGUCUUAGCUGUGUCUCUGCAUCAUUUAUUUAGGUUGCAAAUGUUGAGUGUUGUAAUGCCAUAACUUAUCUAAGGGAGAGUUGUAUGUGUGGUUUUUAUUUUGUUCAGCGCUUAUAGAGCGCACAGGUAGCAAAACCGCAGGGAAUCAAUCCAUCAUCCUGUACUAACAGUAUUUCAAGAGAUCAUGAGAUAAAAUAAAUGUGUUUUUUUCCCAGCGUUGCAAAUAAAACACACACACAAACAAAACAUGGUAAUGAUAUGAUCACACUCAUGUUGUACAAAUACAUUUCACAGAUAGAUGCAAAACACUGAUUGGUCACUUUGUGCACAGAUAAAACUGAGAAUAUUUUGCAUGUAUUUUUUCCUUUUUGUAUUUGUUCAUUUCCACAUCAUUAAAUGAUGAAAAA